AUGGGAAUGGUGAAGCCUACAAAGUUAACAAGCUUAUUACUACUCUUGUUUUUUAUUACUGGAAGGCUCUACACUGCACUGCAACAAGGUGGAAAUGUUGCAGCCAAAGGAUGCAAUGCUAUAUCAAGAGAAGAUCAGGCACUUCUAGAUGAUGUUCUCGCCGCCACCACUGGUAGAGAAACCUGGUUGAGAGGACGAAAAAUGGCGUUGGGAGAUGUCAAGAGGCUAGACAAGGUGAAACGAAAUGGUGCAACUGGAGGUACUGCAAAAAUUUCAAGUGCAACACUUGGUGGUGGAGGGUAUUUGUCUUUGGAUGUUGAAGGUCAGCAAAGUCAUAGAAGUCUCCUUUCUAAAGAGAUGGAUGUGGCUGGUUUUGUUCCUUUCGGUACUGCUGAUUACAAUGAACCAAGAUACCACCCACCCAAAAAUAAUUGA
Messenger RNA from Ilex paraguariensis (yerba mate), 435 nucleotides. NCBI's taxonomy places the organism in Eukaryota, Viridiplantae, Streptophyta, Magnoliopsida, Aquifoliales, Aquifoliaceae. The record is from the annotation of a GenBank genome assembly.